Molecule: messenger RNA, 1111 nt
Organism: Boeremia exigua
Lineage: Eukaryota; Fungi; Ascomycota; Dothideomycetes; Pleosporales; Didymellaceae
Exons: 1
Coding region: 268-1035 (255 amino acids)
Source: RefSeq, a predicted model, not a curated record
ACUGCCAGUAGCUGCACUCAAGUCUUCGAGAUUCUGAUCUGGCUGAGGAAAGCUGCCCCCUGGUUCCACUUCCAUUCCGUCCGGACGAGAUUUUACCGUACCCGACCAUCCUUGUGCUCAGUUCGCAUCUCUUGGGCCUAUACGGUCACACAAACUUACCAUGGCUUCAGCUCGAAGCUCUGGCGUUAUCGACAACCCAGAGUCUCGGACCCACUCCAAAGCUGCACCGCCCUUCCGAUUCAAGGACUACCCCUGGAGCUACGACGAAUGAUCUGUGAAUUUGCUUUGACUACUGAAUCAAAUACAAUUUACAUCUUCGAAGAGGCUGACAAGCUACGACCAGGCGUGACUUCGACAGGCAUCAUGCCAGUUGGCGGUUUUCGGCAAGCGUUUGCAUCCCAUCAUCGUUACAACGUUGAGCUGCCGAAGCCCUACAACCAGCUACAAUACACAUGCAAAGAACUGUAUAGAGAAGUGCGCGGGAUGGAGUUCCAACAAAACGAAAUUCAAUGCAAUGGGUGGACGUUCGACACAUUCAGAAGUCAACUGCAGACACACCCAAACCAGGCAGCGUGGUACGCCAACGUUCGUCUUGUCACCCUCAUUGGAAACUUCUCUAUCGGCCACCACGUAGACGAAACACUUCUACACGGAAUUCUUAAGUUUGGCGAGACUCAUCCCAAGGCCAUCAUUCGAGUGUGCGUACCAAACUGGAAGUUUGACCAGCAUCUCCAGGGAUUUCUUACUUUUGGUUAUCGAAUUCUUGAAGCUAUUCGUGGAGAAGCUCCUCCCAGUUGGAUCAAAGCGCAUAAGGGUAUGAAGAAGAACUGGCGCCGUGGUAAACACGUCAAGGAUUUGAACAUAGCGAACGUCCGCUUCUUCCCUUCAAACAUGUGGAAUAAGAAGACUGAACCUCAUCUGAUUGUCAAAAUGCUCAAGAAAAAGCAAGCGUGCGUCGAUAAUUUGCUCCACGAGCACGGAUCCAUCCAAAAGGCUGUCGAUUUCAUCGGGAUAUGGGCAUCUGAAGGCAUUUAAUACACUCUCCGUGUCUACAUACACGUUCGAUUCUCACUUUGUCCACUACACCCGCACAUGCUUCUCCUAAAAGAUC